GUCUACGAAUUCGAAAUGUGGAUAAUGGAUCACAGUGCCGGGGUGGAUGUGGUCCUUGGGAUGGACUUCAUGAUCCCGGCUGGAAUCUGGCUGGAUCUAUUUCAUGGCACCGCACGCCUUCCGGACGAGGUCAUGGUACCACUGCUAAAGUCGCAGAGUGUUGAAGAUGACAAACCUUACGGCACGCACCCUUCGUGUGGGCCGACCGAGGAUUUAUACGUACUCGCGGCUACCUCGUUCGGAGUACGAUGGUGGGUACGGCGCACGGAUAAGCUUGUGCCGACCGUAACGAGGCUCCGACGGCAGCAGCCGAUAUAUGUACGACUCACCAAUAUUACGGCCACAACGGCACAAUGUGCCAAGCACGACUCCGUGGUGCUCUGGGUACCGCAUGGUGAACUACCACGAGAGACCGGCAACGCGAGGUUGGACCCUAACAAGUGCAAGGAGUGGCAGGUGUUGGCAUACUCAACGAGCCGUGACGAGACUCUUUAUGGAAGCGAGCGAUGUCUCUAUGACCAAUGGCUGGCUAAACAGCCACCCGCGGUUGAGCGCAGGACUUACUCAACGCCGCGGAAGAUCUUACGGAGA
Phytophthora sojae is the source of this 591-nucleotide messenger RNA. RefSeq lists its product as hypothetical. NCBI's taxonomy places the organism in Eukaryota, Oomycota, Peronosporomycetes, Peronosporales, Peronosporaceae. The transcript has 2 exons. The annotation marks the transcript as partial. The record is from RefSeq and is a predicted model, not a curated record.